Atta colombica is the source of this 2951-nucleotide messenger RNA. Its product is annotated as G-protein coupled receptor Mth2-like. The coding region runs from base 1081 to 2583 and encodes 500 amino acids. Lineage: Eukaryota; Metazoa; Arthropoda; Insecta; Hymenoptera; Formicidae. The transcript is spliced from 7 exons. Gene Ontology annotation, cellular component: membrane. Gene Ontology annotation, molecular function: G protein-coupled receptor activity. Gene Ontology annotation, biological process: G protein-coupled receptor signaling pathway; cell surface receptor signaling pathway. The record is from RefSeq and is a predicted model, not a curated record.
CUUUGAUCUGCGUGAACCACGUUUCGCGUAGAUCUUGCCGAUCAGGCACGUUGUCGGUCUCUGAUUAUUGUACCUAUCGAAAGAAUCUCGCUCAAUGUGAAAACGAAAAUAAUCUUGAGGGAAUACACAAGGAAGGAAAGGUUGGAUAAGUGAGAGAUCUUGUGGAAAAAUCGAUAUCAAGUGCCGAGAUUUUUUUAUCACAUUUCGACUGAGGAAAAUGGUACUUUUUAAAGAUUGAUCGAUUAAAUACAAGCGAGCAUGUGUAUAUGUGUGUGCAUGUGCGUGCAUAGAUUCUUCAUAAUCAAUUAACUAUUGUAUUCGGUGUUCAAUAAUUCACUAAUUCACAAAAGACAACUGAUCGUGCACUGUACCAUAACGAGGAUCUACGGAUUUCCGAUACAGUCCACGUGUUUCGGACUAUAGGAUCUGGUAGGAAUUUCCGGAUGACUUAAUGCUUUCACGGACAUCGAAUGAUUAAUGAUACGUGCAUUCGUGCGAAGACAUCAUUGAAAAAAUCGGUGCGAUGGUGAGAGUGCAAGAUAAUGAUAUAAUAGGUGAAAUCUAUUAUCGGAGAAACAACCGAUAUAAUACAUCGCUAGUAUCAAUUCAAUAAUUCUUAAGAGCUUUUCUUGGAUUUAUCUGAUUAACUUCGCAAAACUGGCUAAACAAACUAAGAAGAGACAAGAGAGAAAUAGAGAAAAAGCUGACUGAAAUCCUCAAUUAAAACCGGCAUUGAUCAUCAAGUAAAUAACUCCCGCGUUACAUGGAAGACUUAUCGGCGAGUGCAACCAGGGUGUGACAAGAUAAAUGCGCGAUCUAAUAUGAUAUCGAAUGACGAAAGAGGAGCGGAAGAAGCUUGUCUCGCUUAAAUGUCGCCGCGACAAAUACUGCACAUCGUAAUUAUAGGUGCAUCCGGAGCAAGGUCGAAUUAUCAUUUCCAUUUUCAAAGUCCAGUAACUGAUAAAUUCAAAGUUCGAUUAUGCUCAAUGCAAAGUGCUUGACGAGCAUUGAUUUAAAGAUUGAUACGAUAUAAAUUUCGAGUACAUUCUCGAUAAUCGACACUCGAUAGACUUUGAUAAGAUGCAACUACUGUCCAGGAUGGGACUCAUUUGUAUCUAUGUCUUUUUCGUGUAUUUAUUAACACCAAUUGCGUGCACCAGUGACGCGAUACCCAUCAUAUAUUCUAUCCCAUUGCAAAAUGAAACCACAAUGCCGGAGGAAUACAAGCAUUUACCGUUAGUGGGAAAAUGUUGCUCCAUAGACGAAGUCCUCAUAAAAGAUACGCACGGGAAUACCGUUUGUGCUCCUUCGAAUGACUCGUCGACGUAUUUUUCGCCUCUCUUCAGCGACUUCAAUCGUACCGGCGCGCUGGUGCCCGGUGAUAAAUAUGAGACAUUCACCGCUCUCGUGGGAAAUCCCUGCAAUCAGAGGUACAUGCUACAACCGGAGGAAAGCAAUGAUGAUGAGUAUUAUUUAUUGAUGAAUGGUUCCAUUUUCGCGCCGCGACUCGAUCAUGUACCGAUUAUGUUGAUGCCCGGUAAGAACUAUUGCAUGGAGACUGUGCCUUCGCUGGGACUUCGAACAUUUGUCUGUUUUCAAGAUGUUCCACCACCGACCACGGAUGCACGAGUCAUUAUUUAUGCCUGCGGGCUCCUGAUCUCGGUUCCUUUUCUGAUACUUACUAUUGUGGCAUACACAAUAACGCCAAGAUUGAGAGAUGUCCACGGAAAAGCCCUUUGCCUUUAUUGUGGCUGCUUGGCGCUGGCCUUUACCACUUUGGCCAUUACGCAACUCGCAAGUGGACAAUUAUCGCCUCAAGCCUGCGUUAGUAUAGCAUUCGUCAUCCAAUUCUCGUUCGUGGCCUGUUUCUUCUGGUUGAACGUGAUGUGCAUCGAAACAUGGGCAUUGGUACAUCACCAUGUGAAUCAGCGCUCAUAUAGGAGAAUCCAGCCUAAAAUGCUGUUCUUCUAUUACUCGAUAUGGGCGUGGGGCUUUCCAGCGGGCCUCAUUCUCGUCUCGAUGUUAAUGGAUCUCAGUCCUACAAUACCUAUGACCUACGUUAAGCCCGCUUUUGGUAGCGAGAGCUGCUGGUUCAAAUCCGAUGCGGAGGCCCUGCCGUAUUUCUAUGUACCAGUCGGUAUUCUUCUGUUAGUGAACAUGAUCCUCUUCAUAAUCACUGCCAUCAAGAUCAACCGGUAUCAGCAAGUGCUCGCGCUGAGACGCUUGGCGAGGAAUCACCAUUCCGAUCGGGAGGAUCAAAGACUCUUCCGCAGACUUAAGCGGGUCUUCAUCGUUUGCCUUGUACUCUUCUUUUUGAUGGGUCUCAAUUGGAUGAUGGAAUUAAUUUCUUGGGGAGUUGGCGGUGAUCCUUUCGAUUGGACGGCGUUCGAUUUGGUGAACGCACUUCAGGGUGUCCUCGUCUUCGGUCUGUUCGUUCUGAGAAGGCCUAUCAGAGACUUCGUUUGGCAUAGAAUACAGAAAAUACGAGGAAUGAACACCACGGAAUUAAAUGUCGGAAGCAUGGAUCUGGCGCUAUUACCCGUAAUAAACGGCGAUAUCCCAGAGAGAUCGUAUAAUUCUUAGAAAAAGAAUAAUCUUUUUCUAAACGUGAUAAGAUAAUGCAUUUAAUGCAGGCUGAAGUGAUAUCGACUGUAAACUUAAUGCGAUCGAUAAACCGAUAAACCAAUGGACCGACAAAAGGUAAGAGCCGAGAUACACGGUCUCACGUCAAUGAGAUGAAAGUUAUUUUAAUUUCGCUGUGUGCAAUAGCAAAACGGAGCGACCUUCUCGAACGGUGACGCUCAUGAAGAGAUAUAAAAUAUCUUAUUGGUGUGAUUUCAUUGCAAAUCACUCGAAAAACUCACUCAAGUUAACUAGCCUGCGAAUUCCAAGGAACUUUCGCCUAAAGGAGAUUAUUUAUAAAUAUUUAAUUGAAUUUUUAUAAGUAAUAG